Anthonomus grandis grandis is the source of this 1170-nucleotide messenger RNA. Its product is annotated as E3 SUMO-protein ligase RanBP2-like. Gene Ontology annotation, molecular function: GTPase activator activity. The annotation marks the transcript as partial. NCBI's taxonomy places the organism in Eukaryota, Metazoa, Arthropoda, Insecta, Coleoptera, Curculionidae. Gene Ontology annotation, cellular component: cytoplasm; nuclear pore. Gene Ontology annotation, biological process: intracellular transport. The transcript has 6 exons. The record is from RefSeq and is a predicted model, not a curated record.
GAAUGUCGAAAAUGUAAGGACUCCAAAAGCUGAAACACUUACGAGUUUACUACAAAAGCCUUCCAUACUCGCGCCUAAAAUGGAAAGUUCAUUUUUAUUCAAAACCGAUAAAACGUCAAUGUCUUCAGAUGUGGCCAAAAAGGACGAGAAGCAGGAAGAAAAAUCUACGUUUGAUGUCAAAGCCAAAGAGAGUACCACAGCUACUUCCGUGUGUGGAAUGACUCUUACGAAGUCGACCUCAGAGGGAGGAAGCAUUUCUACUCCCAAACCGGACAACAUCUUUAGGACAGCUGCUGACAGUAUGUUUAAGACUACUUCUGCUACUAACAUCUUUGGAGGUGGCACACAAAAUGUUUUUGGAACAACCGAUUCUACAAAUCUCUUUGGGACUAAGAAAGACAAUAUAUUUAGUGAACCCACGACAACGACUCCCACAUUUCCUAUCGAUGACAGUUCAAAAUCCAUAUUUAACACAAGCGGAAACAUUUUUGCUUCUAGCGCCAUCACAACCGGAGGGAAGAUUUUUGGAACUGGCAAUGUUUUUGGCGUAGAAAGUCAAAAGACCACUAGCAUCUUUGGUGGCACCAACCAAGGUAGCAUCUUUGGAAAUCCUGCUAAGCUUGGAAUUGGUGACCAAAACUCUGGACAAACGCUAUUCGGCAACAAGGCUCAGCUGAAACUAACUGAUGCCAAUUUAACUUUUGGGUCGAGUACUACAUCAAAUUUGAAGGAAACCGAUGAACCUGUAUUAAAGGUCGACUCGGGGUUAUCUUUUGCUACUCUAGCGGCCAAGAGUGACUCAGAGAAGCCAGCCUUUGCUAGUUCCACUUCACAUGAAACUCCGUUUGCCUUCUUAGGGGCCGGUGCCCCAGUUUUCAGUACUAACGCAACGCCGAAAAAGGACUCGUCUUUGCGAGAAAACCCUAAUAAAACUGAACCUGGGUCGGACACUGAAGAUGCCGAAGUUGAAGGGGGCGAACAUGAUCCGCACUUUGAGCCUAUAGUGCCAUUACCUGACCAAAUCGUUGUUUCUACUGGUGAAGAGGAAGAGUCGGUAAUAUUCAACGAAAGGGCUAAACUGUUCAGAUACGACAGUAGCACCAAGGAGUGGAAAGAACGGGGUGUAGGACAGUUUAAAAUUCUAUUACAUCCGCAAAACAAGACUUAUAG